AUGGAAGGUACAGAACUGGGUGGCGACCAGCAAUUUUGUUUGAGAUGGAACAAUUUUCAAGCGAAUAUAACUUCUCAAUUCGAGGCAUUGCGCGAUGAUGAGGACUUCGUGGAUGUCACCCUGGCAUGUGAGGGGCACCGGCUGGAGGCACAUAAAGUGGUUCUUUCGGCAUGUAGUCCAUAUUUCAAGGAAUUAUUUAAAAACAAUCCAUGUCCUCACCCUAUAAUAUUCAUGCGCGACUGCGAGGUGUCGCACGUGCGCGCGCUGCUACAGUUUAUGUACGUGGGACAAGUGAACAUAGCGCAGGCGCAACUCAGCGCUUUCCUACGAACUGCCGACGCGCUGCAAAUUCGAGGUCUCACAGACUGUUCACAACACAACGACAAAAAAGUGAAUCGAAAAUCACCUCCUUCCCAACUACGUAAUUUGCUCAGCGCCAAGCCGUCACACUCUACCUCCUCUUCCAAAGCCGCAAACCAAAAUGUCGAGACGACAUCUGUUGAAGACCAAGAUCAAAAUACAAGUCGUCGCUCCACGAGAAAUUCUCCCGAUGUUGCCAGAAACAAUCUCAAUGAAGAAGCUCCUUUUCAAACUUCUAGUCAAAUGAGGCCUAAUAAUGAUGACUAUAGAGAAACUCCCAAUUACCCAGCUCUGAGGGUAAAAACUGAUCUCGAAGCACCUGAUGUGAAAAAUGAAGAGAGUGAUAUACUUAUGGACCCUGGAGACCCUGAAAGAACAGACAAAUGCCAAGAAUUCAAUGCAACCGAUCUUCUGGAACCAAAAAUGGAAGUAAUGGAACAAGAGGCCAGCGACGAGGAGCGUUCUAACUUCCCACAGAUCUACUACAACGAGAACAACGCGCUCGCGAAUCCAUUUGCUGCACUGCAAGGUAAUAUGGAUCUGAUGGCUGGGAUGAACACGGAGCUACGAGACGAGAACGCGGAAGCUGUAGGAAGGUGGGAUGGUAGACGCAACCGUCCGGUCCCAGACGCCGUCUGGCUGGAGCAACACCGACGCGCCUUGCCCUUCGUCAUCAAACGAGAGAACGAACGAGGAGCCGCCGCACCUAGACUUAUAAAGUUGGGUGAGGGCGUGGAGAUACGCGAGGAGCUGUUGCGCGGCGUGAAGUGGGGCGACUACCGCAAGGUGACGCGCGGGCUGGCGGCGGCGCUGUUCUCGCCCAUCGAGCUGGCGACGUGCUCGGUGACGGGGCAGCGCUGGUCGCGCGCCGGGCAGGAGUCGCGCCCCACCAAGCCGCCGCUGGACCGGCGCCGCGUGCACGCGCUCAUCUCCUACGUCAGCCGACACUUCCCCGACGUCGAGGUCAGCCGGAUCAAGCAGGUGCUCGCCUACAAGUGCAAGGAGAACUGCGCCGCGCUCAGGAUGAGGACCGCCAGGUUGUCGAACUGUUUCAGCGAUUCGACCAAUUACUUGCUGAGCGCGGCCGCGCGGCCUCCUCCCUGCGACGUCGACGCGCCCGGCGGGAGUGCGCGCUCUUCCUACUCUAACUACGAUGCCUCGAAAGGUCCAGGCGGAGGAGGCGCGGGGUCUGGCGCAGGCGAGUACUCGCGGGGCGCGGGGGCGGGGGGCGCGGGCGCGGAGGAGGACGGCGAAGCGCAGUGA
Messenger RNA from Spodoptera littoralis (African cotton leafworm), 1623 nucleotides. NCBI's taxonomy places the organism in Eukaryota, Metazoa, Arthropoda, Insecta, Lepidoptera, Noctuidae. The record is from the annotation of a GenBank genome assembly.